Messenger RNA from Ruditapes philippinarum (Manila clam), 3168 nucleotides. RefSeq lists its product as uncharacterized. Lineage: Eukaryota; Metazoa; Mollusca; Bivalvia; Venerida; Veneridae. The record is from RefSeq and is a predicted model, not a curated record. The transcript has 11 exons. The coding region runs from base 326 to 2581 and encodes 751 amino acids.
UAUAUAGUUUAGGAUUAUCAGAUUAGUCGUCUAUUAUGUGGCUGUUGGCAGGAGUAGGGUUAAAUCAUUACACAAAAUCUUAUAAUACAUACAUUGUCGGCAGAAAAUUCCAUUGAUCAAGUGAUCAAUUAAAUAUUUAAUGUACAGUCUAAAUAAGCAGUUUUUACCAAUUUAUGGUAAAUUUGUACAAUUUUUAAAUAUUUAUAUGGGAUUUAUUUGUGUUAAAUGGAGUUUUAUCAAUGUUUGGACUUACAUGUACAUCAACUGGCCUAAGGGGAAAGAAAAUUGAUUGAAGAAGGGAGACAACUGGUAUAGAAAUAUAAAAAUGGCUCAGAAGUAUUUAAUGGCCUUGGAUUAUGUGGACCUCCAUGCUAACUCAGUUUUAAAGAAGCAUGCAAAGUUGGAAUUUGCUAAGUGCCAAGUUUGCGGUCAAGAUUUAUUGGAGAGUUACUGGAAGCGUCCACUGGGUGACAUAGAGACGAAGCACAGAUAUACGCCCACACAACCGGUGUUGUCAUGUCGUACUGUUGAUAUAGACGUCAGUGGCACGCGGACAUACCGACCAAAAUCUUCCGCAGAUAUCAUCAGUGAGCAGCAUGCACUUAUACACAACAUAUAUACAAAAGCCAGGAAUAUAGCAUCAGCGCCACCUAGAAGGUCAAAGACACCAAGAAAAUCUGUUGCCAAGGACAACAGUCAAAACAAAGAAAAUAAUAAUCUUAAAUCAGUUGAAGUUCAAGGUCGCCCAUUAACGUCAUUGUCACAGAGACCAUCAGAGCACUCCAGUAAUAGAGGAAACACUUCAAAUAAAAGACCUAAAACAACUGGUCAGAUAAAGAACAACAAGACUGUACAUGACAGUUUUAUGGUUGUUCAUGCGGACCGUGAAUUGAUAGAAACAAGACGAUCGUACCGCAGCCUUACAGACAAAAUACACAAACACUGGGAGCCAGAAAAUCACGAUUUAAACACUGGCACAUAUCAGCGUGGCAAGAAACCUCCUGGUGUGCCAAGCGUAGAUUCAUGGUUGACGUUUAGUGGGACACAGAACGAACAGUCACAAGGCAUUGUUGAUGCAUUUGCUGAGCAUGUACUUGAAUCAUUUCUGGAUGACUCGGAGGAUAGUUCUGAUUCUGAACAGGAAGAUUUGGAGACUGCCAAUGACUAUUACAAUGUGGAGGGUGGGGUAGGGAGCCGGAUAGCCCAGCAGUUACAAAAAGGCGACAAGAUCAGAAUUGGUAUAAAUGGGAAUAUACAGUCGCAAGACUUGAAAGUGAAAAAAUGGAGUAAAGAGGAUAGUUAUGUGAAACCUGAGGAGGAUGAAUUUAAGGAGAAUAUGGCAAAGAAUGAUAACAUGGUGAUACCACUCUCCUGGGAUGACCAGGUUCAAGCCUCAGAGGCAAAAAUAAUCACCCCUAGAGGGCCCCCAAUUGAUAGAUCCAGUCAGAGUUUAUGUACUUCAAAACCAGUCGUGUUUACAAAGCUACUGCCAAAUGACGUCAACACAGGGACGGCAUCAUCGAUGGGCAACAGAAAAGACGGUUUCCGCGUGAAACAGCGCAAGAAAACCAAACCAUGUAUUGAUGGGAAAGAGAGAGAUAAUAAAAUAACUGUUGUUACAAUUGACUCCAAGUCAGAGGCGGAGGAGAAAAAAAUUGAAAGUUUAACUGUUGAUGAAGUGAUAAAACAAAAUUGUGAUAGUAAAAAUAAAGAGAAACAAAAUGGCCACCAUGAAGAUGUUGAAAAACAUUCUGUUACAUUCAGUUUAGCAGAGCCAAAUGGUCACGGUCAGGAUGGUUUGUAUAGCCCAAGUAAAAUAAGCAUUGUUUCAAGUGGUAGCAGUGAGCAGAGACAUCCGAAAGUGAAACCGUCCCAACCCACAUUUAGUACCAAAUAUCAGGAAGUCGAUCUUGACAUUAUAGGGACUCUUAGUGUACCAAACGGACAGCGGCCAUUGUCUAGUGAAUCUACAGGAAAUCCUCCUAGCAUUUAUGGUAAUAAAUCACCUUACAUUCCAAAGCAAGUUCAAGGUCGUGUAGGAAGUGCUCGUAGUUCACGUAGCGGGUUGAAAUCUGCUAAAUCUACACAGCGAUCUCUAGGAUCAAGUUCUUUGGUCAGUAUGACUGGGUACAGGCAAAAUGAAGCUGAAUAUAUCCAGAUAGCAACUCCAGUGAAAAAUCCUAACCCUGGACAGCAGAAGAAAAACACAGAGUAUCAACAGCAGGGUAUGUCCAGUGAUGUACCAAGAGGUCACAUGGCCUACUCAGGAAUCAGGGAACCGGUUCCUUCCCCUGAACUGGAAUUAGAUGAUGAAUUUAUUGAAAAUUCUGAGGGGCCUCAGCCACCUUCUGUACAGAUAAAAACUAUCAUUAAACCUUCAGCUCAGGCUCUUUCUAUCAGUAUUCCAACUGGAGAAUUCACUGAUUCAGCUUUGAAUUCACCUACACGUGGAACGGGGACUGACGCAUCUCCGCAGGUGAGACGAGCCAAAGAUAUGCGCGAUGAACAGAUAGAUCAGAUCACAACGCUUCUUGUUGAUGCGAUCAUAGGCCAAAAUGAUGAUAAAACUUCUUCAAGUUAGCAAGCUUUCAUUAACAUAGAUUGCUUCGUUAAGAAAGAAACUACACACAAUAUGCUUGUAAAACUUGUCCUUUUUUAAAGAAUUUGACAUUUCUUCAUAUCAAAAACAUUCUGGUAAUAAAUUUUUGGGGUAGCAAGAUUGGAAUGAUGGAAUAUUGAGCAGAACUAUGUAUAUUCUUCAGUUAGGUAUAUAAUUACCAUGGUCAUUUGCUGAAAUAUUUUAAAAGUGCACCAGUUUUUCCAGCUCUGAUUUAGAUUUUCUAAAGUACAGUCUGUGCAUUUUCUGAGAGAUACUUUUAAAUUAUUUCUGUGUCUCUUGCAAAUCUGUAGAAUAUCCUAUAUUAUUUUGUAUUUCUUAAGGUUUUGUCAAUAAAUAUACAAUGUUCCAUUGGAAUUACAAAAAAGAGCUGAUUAAUAAGUGGUUAUGAUUUGGUGCUUACUUUGUUACAAGUUGAACUAGCUUUGCAAAAUUUUCACAAGUAGAGAUGUAAAAUGAAAAUGUGGCCAUGAGCAGAAUUGAACUUUAAUCAUGAAAGAAAUACAUGUAUAGUUAUUAUAAUGUAUGUGAAAUAAUUAGGUUUUUUUUUU